AUGGGCGAUUUACGCUCUAUUAUGGCCACAGAAUUUCGUAGUAUUUUGAAUGACAUGAACUUGGCUCAUACAACUACCCUCAGCAGUACGUCCAGUGAGCAGCAGCCGGAAUGGCAAUCGUGGUCACGGAAUGACGGUAAGUUGCUACAUGCUGUCCCAAAAAACUGGGAAUUCCCGGCACGCGCUAACGCCAAAGCGAUUUGGAACCUCUGGUUCUUCGGUGAUCGCGACUCCAAAAUUCGACCAUAUCGACUCCUAAACGAGCAACAUGAUAUUAGUACGGCGCGUCGAAUGAGACACUCGCGAGUAACUAUUUUGAUGGAGUACCUGGAGCAGCUCGCACAUGAGAUCAACGUACUGCCCACUGGAGUAAGCAGGAUUGCGGAUCUCCCGAUCUCGACUGCCGAUGAAGUGUUUGCUGCAGUAUUCUCGAGGAUGCUCAACAAUCUGUAUGCCAAUAAGCCCGGCAGAGCCGAAGAGCCGUCAUGCGGCAUACUAUACAAUCGUCUCUGUCAGUAUCGUAAAAAAAAAUAG
Messenger RNA from Phytophthora nicotianae INRA-310, 534 nucleotides. RefSeq lists its product as hypothetical. The coding region runs from base 1 to 534 and encodes 177 amino acids. The record is from RefSeq and is a predicted model, not a curated record. The transcript has a single exon. Lineage: Eukaryota; Oomycota; Peronosporomycetes; Peronosporales; Peronosporaceae.